AUGGGAACCCAUACCUCUCGUAAACUUCUUGAUAAACUUUAUUGCGAAACUGCAAUUCGUGAUGUACAUAGAAAAUAUAAGGAGGCUCAAGACGAGCAGCAAGCACCAAGUGGUGAUAAUGAGAACGAAAAUGAGGAAUUUAUCGUGGAAAAAAUUUUGGAUGAGCGAUAUAAUGCGAAGAAGAAAUGUAAAGAAUAUUUGCUGAAAUGGCAAGGAUACGGGGACGAGGACAACACAUGGGAGCCGGAAAGUAAUUUGGAUUGUGCCUCACUCAUUGAAGAGUUUCACCGAGAACGGCUCAAGAAAGCAACUCAUGCCGCGUCUGGAUCCACUUCAGCAAAAUAUUCUAGAGGCACGCAAAAGAGUGAUAAAAGGAAGCGACAAAGUGCACAGGUGCCAUCGUCGAGAACACCCGAGGUUUGCGUUACACCGCAAUUGAUACUAAGACAGUCAGUGUGUUCACCGUGUGCGUCGUCAGAUCGUUCAGAAGCCUCCGAUCUCGAGACGUCAUCGAGUGAGAGUGACGACGAUACGGAAGAAGCGAUGAGACGAUGUCAUCCUGCGCCUGGCGAAAGUGGCAUGGAAAAAGGCUGGAUACCAGAAAUCAUUACCACCCAAGGCGAUGAGAAAUAUCCGGACUCGUUCGUGGUCAAAUAUAAACACAAGAAGAAAUACGAGUGUGUUCCGCAGGACGUUUGCAAAAAUAUGUGGCCUCAGACCAUUUAUGAAACAGUUAUUAGAAGACUUGAAAUGUCAAAACUUGGUUUACAGCAAAAAGUUAUUCGUGAAAUUCCGAAAUCAAGAAAAUAUGUUAAAGCUGUAAUAGCGAACCAGUGA
Messenger RNA from Anisakis simplex (herring worm), 837 nucleotides. NCBI's taxonomy places the organism in Eukaryota, Metazoa, Nematoda, Chromadorea, Rhabditida, Anisakidae. The record is from the annotation of a GenBank genome assembly.